AUGACUCCUAAGCGUGAGAACAAGACCACCGCCGGUGACCCCGGCCGCUUCAAGAGACGAAAGAAGAACAAGAACAAGAAGCCCGCUGCCGCCGCUGCCCCCGCGCCCGCCCCUCCUCCUGCUCCUGCUCCGGCCCCCGCGCCCGCCGAGCCCGCCCUCCCUGAGGAGGUACUAGAGAGAUUACGACGCGAGGCCCGAGAACAAGUGUAUAAAGAACUCGACCUCGAUAUCGAAAUCGAUGAGCCCGCCCCUGCCGCCGCGGAGCCGGCCCAGGAGCUCACCCCGGGACAGAGACUGUGCCGGGAUGAGCUCCUGGGUCGGCUCCAGGAGGUGAAAGAUCAGAGAGCCAAUCUUAAGGCGGAGAAACGGGCGCUCAAAGCCCAAAUUCUUGAGCUGGAAGAGAGGGUGGAAUGGUAUGCGUCGGCUCUAAAAGCCUGCGAUGAGAGGUUCAAGACUAUUGUCGGGAAUUUGAAAGCCCUCGAAAAAUUUUAA
This is a messenger RNA of Aspergillus terreus NIH2624, 492 nucleotides long. RefSeq lists its product as uncharacterized. The transcript has 3 exons. NCBI's taxonomy places the organism in Eukaryota, Fungi, Ascomycota, Eurotiomycetes, Eurotiales, Aspergillaceae. The record is from RefSeq and is a predicted model, not a curated record. The coding region runs from base 1 to 492 and encodes 163 amino acids.